Molecule: messenger RNA, 1986 nt
Organism: Penicillium subrubescens
Lineage: Eukaryota; Fungi; Ascomycota; Eurotiomycetes; Eurotiales; Aspergillaceae
Product: ankyrin repeat domain-containing protein
Exons: 4
Coding region: 1-1986 (661 amino acids)
Molecular function (GO): protein binding
Source: RefSeq, a predicted model, not a curated record
AUGAUUGAAGCUUCGCCAGAAUGCAAGUACUUCGGUCCAGAUAUCAAAUUUACAAUUCAAGCUUCUUGUGGACCUCUUCUCGAAAUGUGCGAGGACGGGGUGAUUCAGAUCAUCCACCACUCGCUCACAGAGUUCAUUCUCAAUUUCAAUGUGGAGCACAUUGGAAUGAACCAAAAAAGCAGAGAUUUUGCAAUAGUUGACUCUCAGGCCGUUCACAGGAAGAUUGCACGCACUUGCAUCAAUUACCUCACCAGUGGCUGCUUCAAGACGUGGCAAUUCGCCGAAUUUCGAGAUCACGAGCCAGAAGAGCGCCAAUCACUCUUCUUACAAUUUUACUUCCUUCGAUAUGCUAUUUUAGAGUGGCCAUUCCAUGUGGCCAAGGCAGGAGAUGACAGAGAACUCUUGGACAAGCUUGGUGAAUUCUGUCGGGAUGGAAAUCAUCACUACGAAGCGUGGAAUGACAUUUGGCGCGCCUGCCAAGGUGAAGACGUGCCCCGACACUGCUCGGCUCUCCAUGUUUCAGCAUAUACUGGACUAUAUACUUUGACUCAGUACCUCCUCUCUCAAGGAUCAGACCCAGACUCGAAAGACGAGGAUGGCCGCACACCCAUUGUGUAUGCUAUCAUGAAGGGUCGCCACGAGAUCGUGAGCCUUCUGUUGCGGAAUAACGCCAGUCACGAUGUCAAAGUCGAAACGUACCUACACCCCACGAAAAUUAAUUCUUUGAUUCACUAUGCGUGUAAGCUGAAACAUGUCCAAGCUCUAUGCGCGCUUCUUGACGGGGAUACGUGGUACAGCGGGUGGCCGCAAGCGUCGGUUCUAGGGCUCGCAUGUCAACAUGGACUUGUUGAGGUCGUCCGUGAGUUGAUGAAGCGCAUGGAUCCAGUCGAUCGUUGUUCAGACAAUCUCCACUUGGCUGCCAGGACAGGGAACGCCGAAACACUUGCAGCUUUGCUGGAAAAUGAACAUGUUCGAUUAUGCAUCAAUGAUCGCGACUCUGAUGGCAACACACCACUUUAUCUAGCUGCUCGCAAACGCAGUGCUCCGGCAAUUCGAGUCUUACUCGAUCAUGGUGCUGAUAUCACAGUUCGAUCUUUGAACAGCAAUAGGCCUCCGGAGCCUCCCACAGGCAAAGGCCCACGGAUCAACCUCAAUAUUUCUCCAAGCUACACACCUUUGCACGUCGAAGAGUUGCUCAAGCUUGGAGCAAAUGCGCAAGCAACUGGCUAUCGAGGAAAAUCUGCUCUGCAUUAUGCCUUUAAAUCAUUUCACAAGCACAGGUACCACUCGGAGGACUGCACUAUCGAUGUUCCUCGAUGCCUCGUCAAAGCCGGUGCCAAUGUACAAGCAGUCGAUCACGAAGGAAACACCGUAGUUCACGACCUGAUCGGCCAGGAGCUAUCCAAGGAGGAUUGUUGGAGUUGCAUCGAAAAGCGCGUCCGCGAGGCUAUCGAGCUUGGCGUACCUUAUCAACAGGCCAACUACAAAGGCAGAACUGCUUUGCACGUUGCAGCGGCCAUAGAAAAUGACCCCGGGUACGAUGGAUCGGCGAUGGCCAUGACCCGGUUGGAGUUCCUUCUUCAGCCAACCAUGCCCUUCGAUGCGAAUGAUAAAAACCAUGAUGGAGUCACUCCACUGCAUGUCGCCGCUUCUUUGUCCGAUACCAACUCUUUGAUUUUGAUUGAGCAUGGUGCGGAUAUCAAGGCCAAGGACCGUGAUGGUCGCAGUCCCCUUCAUUUUGCUGCCACGGCAGGACAAAGCAACGUCGUUGGCCUGCUGACGGAGAUCUACCGUGAGCGGUCCAUCAAUAUUGACCAUCAAUGUUCCGAGAGAAGAUCUGCUUUGCAUCAAGCCGCGCUAUCGGGCAGUUCAGAGGCCUUACGUCUUCUUCUCAAGGCUGGAGCGAAUCCAGUUUUGGCAGAUGAGCGUGGACGAACACCUUUGCGCGCUGCUGCUGAAUUUGAUUCAAAACGCAUGCUCAAAUAA